Molecule: messenger RNA, 2121 nt
Organism: Penicillium taxi
Lineage: Eukaryota; Fungi; Ascomycota; Eurotiomycetes; Eurotiales; Aspergillaceae
Product: putative DNA helicase
Exons: 5
Coding region: 1-2121 (706 amino acids)
Molecular function (GO): 5'-3' DNA helicase activity; RNA binding; ATP hydrolysis activity
Source: RefSeq, a predicted model, not a curated record
AUGGCUCCCGCACCAAUAUCUAUUCCCCUCUUCGCCGAAACCCAGCUCCACCUCCUCCUUCAAGAACAUGAAGCCGAAGUCGCAUCCUCCUCCCUCGCAGGCACAGCUGCAUCAGUAUCACCAUCCACUCGUCGCACCCUCCAAGCCACCGGCUACGCACUAACGGGUCUAAUACUGUCGCAAUGUCGCACAGGUCUUGGGGGUAGAGUCGUGGGCGAGUUCGCGCCAGAUCCCGCGAUCGCAUCUAAAUCUACAGAUGGUGAUUCGCGCGCUUCGGAUGGACAGCCGCGGCUUGGACCUCAUGGGAUCCGAGUUGGAGAUGUCGUUCGUGUGAAUGACAUCGCGACUGCAGCGAAAAAGACGAGCAAGGAUAAGAAAGACGCGAAAGAUGCGAAGGUGGCGGGGCCUGAGGGUGUUGUUACGAGGGUUACUGAUAAAGGGAUCUGGAUUGCUUUUGGUCAGAAUGGAGGCCACUCUAAGGAGGACGAUGAAUCUGUUGAGGAGCUUUGGGGGAAGAAACUGUGGCUCAUCAAACUUGCCAAUGAUGUUACGUAUCGACGCAUGAGACAGACGAUGGAGAAAAUGACGAAAAUGACGGAGGUAGAUCAUUCUCAUUUUAUGCGUGUUGCAUUUGGCCACACCACUCCCCUACAACCGGACUACGAUGCCGCAGGUCUCAUCGAGUUCAGCGAUCCCACUCUCAACGAAUCCCAGAAAGAAGCCAUUCGAUUUGCGCUGGGCUCUCAAGACAUCGCUCUUAUCCACGGCCCUCCGGGCACAGGAAAAACACACACCAUUAUCGAACUCAUCAUGCAGAUGGUGCAGCGCAAGAAACGCAUUCUAGUGUGUGGGCCGUCCAAUGUGUCAGUUGAUAACAUUGUCGAGCGACUAGCUCCUAAAAAGGUCCCAGUUGUGCGAAUCGGUCAUCCAGCUCGUCUGCUACCAUCCGUGCUAGAGCAUUCCCUUGAAGUGCUCACGCAGACUUCCGAUGCUGCGGGUAUUGUGAAGGAUGUACGCAAGGAAAUUGACGAGAAACAGGCCAGUAUUCGUAAGACGAAGAGCGGUCGUGAACGAAGGGCUAUCUACGACGACUUGAAACUUCUUCGCAAAGAAUUUCGAGUGCGCGAGUCGAAAUGUGUUGCUAACUUGGUAGGCGAGAGCAGUGUUGUCCUGGCUACUCUUCACGGUGCUGGAGGUCACCAGCUCAAGAACCAGAAGUUUGAUAUAGUUAUUAUAGACGAGGCGAGUCAGGCGCUAGAAGCACAGUGCUGGAUUCCACUACUCUCUGCAGAGAAGGUGGUACUCGCCGGUGACCAUCUACAAUUACCGCCGACUGUCAAAUCGACCAACCAAAAGUCCGGCGACAAGACUACUAACCCCGAUGCAAAGGAAAUACUAAAAGGCUUCUCGUUGGAAAGGACACUGUUCGAUCGCCUACUGAUACUUCAUGGCUCGGGCAUCAAACGAAUGCUGACCACUCAGUAUCGAAUGCAUGAGAAGAUCAUGCGUUUCCCAUCUGAAGAGCUUUACGAAGGGAAGUUGACAGCCGAUGACUCUGUCAAAGCCCGUCUUCUAGCCGACCUACCUGACGCACAAGAUACAGACGAUACCCGCGAGCCCCUCGUCUUCUGGGACACGCAAGGCGGAGACUUCCCUGAGAAAGUAGACGAUGAAGACAAGAAGGAGCGCUUCCUUGGCGAAAGUAAGAGCAACGAGAUGGAAGCGUUGGUCGUUGCCAGACACGUCGAUACACUGAUCAAGGCGGGUGUCAGAGCCGAAAGCAUCGCUGUAAUCACCCCGUACAACGGCCAGCGGGCAAUAUUGUCCCAGAUGCUUCGAGAAAAGUAUCCAGGACUUGAACUGGGCAGCAUCGAUGGAUUCCAGGGCCGCGAAAAGGAAGCUGUUGUUGUUAGUCUUGUGCGCAGUAACGCUGAGCAUGAAGUUGGAUUUCUUGGAGAGAAGCGAAGGCUCAAUGUGGCUAUGACCCGCCCCAAGCGGCACUUGUGUAUCUGUGGGGACUCGGAAACCAUCAGUCGUGGCAGCAGUUUUCUAAAACAUUGGAUGGAUUACUUGGAGGAGAAUGCCGACUUGCGAUACCCUGAUGCCGGGGAGCUGCUUUAG